Pantherophis guttatus is the source of this 2277-nucleotide messenger RNA. RefSeq names its product sosondowah ankyrin repeat domain family member B (gene SOWAHB). The record is from RefSeq and is a predicted model, not a curated record. Lineage: Eukaryota; Metazoa; Chordata; Lepidosauria; Squamata; Colubridae. Gene Ontology annotation, molecular function: protein binding.
CGGCCGGUUUCUGUUUCGGGAGCCUGGACGGGGCGGGCGUUGCCUGCCUGCGGGCGGGGAUGGCUUGAAAAAAAGGCGAGCCGGAGCGGAGGUGAGCGGCGCGGCCGAGCCAUGGCGCAGGAGCUGAGCCAAGCGGAGCUGCUGGACUUCCUCUGCCAAGCCGGGGGCCGGGUAGCCAACGCCGCUUUGCUGGGCCACUUCAAGCGCUUCUUGCGCGACCCUCAAGCGGCCCCAGCUCAGCUCCAGCACCGCCGCCACCUCUUCAAGGGCUUCGUCAACUCCGUGGCCACCGUCAGCCAGGACGGGCCCGGCGCCGCCACCUACGUCGUGCUCAAGAAACGGUACCGGGACCUCAUCGGGGAGGUGGAGCCCAGACCACCGCCGCCUCCGCCGCAGCUCCAACAAGCCAGGUGCGAUCGCUCGGGGAAAUCUCCCCAACCGAGGAGGGAAGCCGAGGACGGCGGACGGUUCUCGGAUGGGGAAGUCUCGGCGGGCCGGAGGAAAACCGGCACACCUUCCACUUCACCUGGAGGACCCGGAUCUCGGCCUCCGCCGCCUGCCAGCCCCCAUGUGGGCUGCCUGGGGAGAGAGAAGAAGGGUCCCCGGCGAUCCCUGGCUGAGCCAGCCGCCCUGGAUUUGCAAGAAAAGGCGCCUCAGUCGAACGGCCUCAGUUUACCCGUCGGAGAAAUGGGCCCGCUUCCAAACGCCGGCAGUGUCCACCAAAGGAUUCGGGAUUGGAUCGUGACCCAUCAUGAGGCUUCUCCCGAGCCGCCCUUCCAACCUCUGGAAGCCUGCCCCGUCCCAGCUUGGUCUCAAAGCUCAAACCGGAGCUCCUGCCGUCCUUGUGGGUCCUUGGAUUUGGGAUUUGGAUCCGAGUCGUCGGAGAGCUGGCGGGAUCCUCCGGUGGUGCCCGUCUUCCGCAGCAUCCGAUGCCGGCUUUCCUUGCAGGAUUUGGAAGAUCACUUGGAGCAGGAGAGCUCGGUCAGCGAAGAGGGCAGCAGCAGUGCCAGCAGGGACAGCGGUUCCCAUCCGAGGGAAGGGGAAGCGGGCAGGACGAAGGGCUGCAUCCGAAACACAGCUGGGGGCGAGGGGCUUGGGGACGCCCCUCACGGCAAUGGCCCGGGGGUGAUGGUGAUGCCCCUUGUCCAAGACUCCAAGCCCCCUCCUCACGUUGCUUUGCUGCACCGGAUUGUUGGCAGGGCGGGCACCAUGGGCAAAGCAGAAGGCAGGGAUCUGUUGAAGCCGAAGGCGAGAAAAAUGGGCAGACCGCCCUCCCCAAAUCUGGAUGCCCCCUUAAGCCCCCGGUUGGUACCCAGACAAAGACUCGUGGCAAAUGCCCCGUUUGUGGAAAAGCUGGCCUCUAACCCAGAUGGGCCUGCUGAGCACAGGUCUUCCUUGGUCCCCUUGGAAGGCCGAGAACACACCUGGCUGGUGAAAAUUGCCACGGGGUCUUGGAUGCAGGUCCAGGCGCUGCUCCAAGAAGACCCUCACCUGGUGCUCCACAGGGACUUCGUCUCUGGCUUCACGGUGCUUCAUUGGCUGGCCAAACACGGGAAUGUCCAGGUGCUGGAGGACUUCGUCACCGGCGCUCAGGAGGCCGGGAUUGUCCUGGAUGUCAAUGUCCGGUCAGGUUGUGGCUACACUCCGUUGCACCUGGCGGCCAUCCACAGUCACCACCUGAUCAUGAAAAUCCUGGUGCAGAAGCUACAGUGCCGGACGCAGAUCCGGGACAGCAGCGGCAAGAAAGCGUGGCAGUACUUAAAUGCCAACGCCUCGGGAGAAAUAUGGCAGCUUUUGGGGGCCCCACGAGGCAGGACCAUCUUCCCAACUCAUCCCAUCGUCAGACCGUCCGCCGUCUCUUCUUCCUCAACCUCCCUAGCUAGGAAAGUGAGCAGAAAGCCUUCCCUGGCAAACUACUUGAAACCUCAACAUAUGAAACGGAAAAAGGGGUGUAAGUGCUCCAUUUUACAGGAGAUUGAGGAAUACAGUGAUUAACAAACGGGGCUGGGACCACGACAAAAAAAGGGGGGAUUUUGAUGUUCCAGGAAGACAUCUUCCAAAAGAUGUCUGUUUUUUUUGAGCUCACGUUUGGGGAGAAACUGCAUGAAAAACGGCACUUUAUUCCAUAUUUGGAUUUUAAUUUUAACUGGGAUGGGGAGAAUUGCUUAAGGCACCCCAUGCAGAAACUUGGGGUUUGGGUCCGUCUGUUUCGUGUCCGUUGCCACUGCACUUUAGCUCUUUUUUUUCCCUUGCAAAAACAAGUGGGUGAGAGCAAAA